Messenger RNA from Polypterus senegalus (gray bichir), 3976 nucleotides. Its product is annotated as interferon regulatory factor 3-like. Gene Ontology annotation, molecular function: RNA polymerase II cis-regulatory region sequence-specific DNA binding; protein binding; DNA-binding transcription factor activity, RNA polymerase II-specific. Gene Ontology annotation, biological process: regulation of transcription by RNA polymerase II; immune system process. Bases 344 to 1846 code for a protein of 500 amino acids. The transcript has 10 exons. The record is from RefSeq and is a predicted model, not a curated record. Lineage: Eukaryota; Metazoa; Chordata; Cladistia; Polypteriformes; Polypteridae. Gene Ontology annotation, cellular component: nucleus.
GAAAGUAAACGAAGAGUAAUUGUAUGCUCAUUAUCGGUGAGUCACAUUCCUAGCCUGCAUCUGCACUUCCUGGAUGUGCCAGGAUCGAGUGACCCGACAUGAAGCCGGUGAGGGAAGACGAUGCCCGAUGAGAUCGACAGUUUAAAGUUUUCAAAGUUCAUACGUCGUGGUGCAUAACGGAUGUUCUGUUGAAUGUACCCAUCUGACUUAUCUAACACUUUAGUGCCGGGGCCUGAUUUCUAUACUUCUUCUUCGUGUCUCUUGUGAUCGAUACAUUGGUAUUAAAGAAGCAUUGGGGUGACCUGAUACUUCCGUGGUGAACAGUUUCAAUCGAGGAAGUGGAAUGAGUUCUCAAAAGCCACUGCUUUUGCCUUGGCUGAUAAAGCAGAUAGACAGUGGUCAGUACCCUGGGCUAGAGUGGACCAAUAAGGAGCACAGCGAGUUCCGAAUCCCAUGGAAGCAUGGCCUGCGGCAAGACCGGCAGCCAGACGAUAGCUUAAUUUUUAAGGCAUGGGCAAUAGCAAGUGGUCGGUACAAGGAACAUAUUGACAAAGCAGAUCCAACAGUUUGGAAACGAAACUUCCGCUGUGCUCUGAACAGGAAAACACACUUUAAAGUAGUGAAGGAUCUAAGCAAUGACUCUGUGGAUCCCCACAAGGUGUAUCAUGUCUGUCAAAGUGAGGAGUCACGACAGAGUUCACAAGAGUCAUGCAAAGACGAAUUACAGGAAAGUCCCCAGGAAAACUUCCCUGGAGCAGGGGCUGCCUGCUUUCCUCCCACAUCAGAAAAUCUGACUUUAGGAUAUGAUUUCUUCCCCAAUGAUUUCAAAGGAUAUGAGGAUAUUCUGGAACAUGACUUGGAAGAAAUGUCCAUCUCUAACCAGCAGAAUAAAGGAACAUUUCAAUUUGGGAACAGUACCACGUUUUUGCCAUCGGAAUGUCAUGAAGCCUAUAAUAUACCUGAAAGUGCAACAGAAGCUCCUGACCCAGGUCUCCAACAGACACAGGAAUUUAGAUAUGAAGUUGACCGUACAUUCAUUAAUGAGCAACUGGGAACAUUUCAAUUUGGGAACAGUACCACGUUUUUGCCAUCGGAAUGUCAUGAAGCCUAUAAUAUACCUGAAAGUGCAACAGAAGCUCCUGACCCAGGUCUCCAACAGACACAGGAAUUUAGAUAUGAAGUUGACCGUACAUUCAUUAAUGAGCAACUGGUUACAGAUUUCCGUGUCUCCGUCUAUUUCAGAGGAGUGCUAGCGGCACAGUUCUCCACAGUGGGAGGGUUGGGAUUUCAAUUGUUAUUUGAUGAAGUGCCCAAUGCACCAGGCACUGAAAACCUCACCCAGUUACGCAUACCAGGAACUGAGAAAAUGUCAGAUGCAGAGCAAGCAAGAUACACAGGAAGAAUCCUUAGAAAACUGGGACAAGGUCUGGCUGUGAAAAUCCAAGACAAGUCUAUCCUGGCAAGCAGACUUGGGGACAGCCACAUUUUCUGGAGUCUCUCAAAGUUCGAUUCAUCCUGUCACCCACAAGAAGUUUCCAAACAUGGGUAUACAGAAGUCUACAAUUUCGGCAGGUUUGUCAGAGAGUUGCUUGAUUUCAUUGAAUCACGGGGUGGAUCACCACAGUACUCAUUGUGGUUUUGUCUGGGAGAAGCGUGGCCUGAUCCUAACAAACGACCAUGGGAGAAAAAGUUGAUCAUGAUAGAGGUCAUUCCAAUCUGUUUUGAGAUCCUCAAAAACACUGCAGUAGCUGGUGGAGCCUCAUCUCUACAAGGUGAAAAUAUUGAACUUCAGCUCUCAGACAACCCUAGCUUGAGGUCUCUGUUGGAAAGUAUGGAAACAAAUUAGGAUUAAGCUAAGAAGGAAAUGGACACCACUUUUGGAUUAUAUCUCAAUCUACAAUUCAGUUUUCAUUGGAAUGUAUUUUCUUAAUUUACUGAAUAUUUUCAAAAUUUAGGCUGCAGAGUCUACUGAUUAUAACACUGCACUGGUGAUGACAAGGUAAUUACUUAAAUAUUUGCCAGUAACUCACUAUAUGAUGAUUUAUUCUUGCAAAAUUACUAAAAAUUAGGAAUAGCAGGAAAUCUAACAAGCGUCUUCUGUACAUUAGGAAUGAGAUAAUGAAGAAAUGGCUAAAGAAAAUGAAACUCUGUAAUAAGUAUAACAGAAGCAGCAUAUCACUAAACACAGGGCUUAUGAACAGGACAAUUAAUUCUAAACAUAAAAAACAAAGCUGGAGAAGAACAUUGCAACUAAUGAAAAUAAGAUCACCCUGAGAUUUGUCAGCAUUUCAGCAGUAGAGAAACUGUCAAGGAGGAAGUGAACUGUAUUACAAGAAGCAAAGGACACACAUAGUAUUUAAAACAAAAUCGAGCAUGCUCUUAAUCCAUUCAUCUCUGAAUUUUUCACCUGGGAAUAAUAUUAAAAAAUGCUAAACAAGUUGGAGGCUGCAGAGGAAGAAGUGCUACAAGGAUUAAAAUGGAUGAAAGCACAUACAAUGUCCCAUACCAUACAUUUACCUAGAAAUCCAAAAACUGAUGGAUUAUAAAUACAAAUACCAAACGUUUAUUUUGAAGAAAUCACUAUUAUUGACAAUUUAGAUUCAGGGUCAAUGUGCAUCAUUAUUAGUUUCAGUGCUAUUAGCUAUGAAAAGCUUACUGUAGAUCAGAGGCGACUUAAAAGGUCACCAUUUAUUUUAGCAUAAGGGCUGCUGGCCUGCCCAUCUUUUUACUUGCUUUGUUUUGAAUUCCUGUGAGUCAAGGGUGUUGUGUUCUCUGAAGGAACUGAGCAAACAAGCAAGCACACUUUUGUUUUGGGAACACAGGUACUGAGGCUUCCAAGUGAGAGAAGACUAAACAAGCUUCCACAAGCAUUCAAGGCCUUUAACCUUAAGAACACUGAGCAAGCUCUCAAGCUAGUGCAUAACCAUAUAAACAUUUUAAAUUUAUAUAUUAAGGCUCUUCAAUACUUUAGGUGAUCCAGUUAAAGCAAAAUGCACUGUGUUAGCUAGAAUGAGCUGUACAGGAGUUUUAAGAGUUGAUUAUUGAAGGCUAGGGUUUUUCUGUCUUUUAUGUAGACACCUUUGAGCUCUAGGUGGCUCCUUUUAUGCCCAGCAGCUCAGUUCCUGUGCUUGCAAGUCAGAGAGUGACUACAUGCCACUGCCUAACAGCACAGCUACUUGUACUCACAGACGUUCACAUUAGUAUGCAUACAUAUGUAUAUUUUAGAUAGAAUUUAAGUUUAUGUCAGUGCUUCUUUAUGAAUCAUAAUAAUAAAUCAAGUUACAGCAGAAUGUAUUAAACUAGUUAGCUUUAAGUUAAUUUAGAAUUAAUUGUUAAAGACAUGUAUUUUUGCUUUCAUCCAAUCAGUCAGGAAAGCACCAUGCUUGCCCAUUCAAGGCCGUCUGCAGCUUGGCCCUUAUUCAUGAAGCUGCAUGAUAUCGCUUACUGGCACAGUUGCCUAUGAUUUUAGCCUUAAAGGACACUAGUGCAACAAGUAAUUAUUUAAUUUUUAUUUGAGCAGUCCAGUUUUUACACGUGGAUCCUCCCGAUUCCACCAGGAGUUGAUUAACCAAAAGGCCAUCAACCUUUGACAGCCCAGGAUUAGGAACAUGAGAAUGCAGGGAGGGGUAAUACUGACCUCUAGGUGGUAAAUACAUCCUUUGAGUCAAAAUGGUUGUUAUGAGAAUGUGUGGACUGGGAAGAAAAAUUGUUAUGAGAAGGUAUAAUGGGAAAAAUUGAUUGUUGGGAGAAACUCCACAGGACCAGGUGAUUAUUCUGAGAAAAGAAAAUGAGUGAGGUCAUUAUCACUCUGUAAAGCAGAUGAAAGGAAACAGUGUGAUGUGGGGAUAUUUUGAGAUAAGAAUUGUAAUAAAUAUGAGGUUCACCCAAAGCUAGACACUCACUUCAUUGAACUAAGACAGGUUUUGUGUGCUGUGCAGUGGUUUCCUGUGCUCUGCAAUAAAGUCUAUUCUCCCUA